GGAAAAAAAUUGUGAAACAAAGUGAGAGAGUGAAGACAAGCAUAUCUCCAGCGAAGGCAAGCACAUCAUCGUCUUCAGCUCUCCAACCUGUCCCUCUCUUUCUCUCUCUCUCUCUUCACUUUCUCUCUCCUUCAUGACCCGUUUUCCAUAGCAGCCCCUGGGAGCUUCACGCUUCACCCUUCAGCUCCCUUCUCUCAAAAACACCCUCUUUCAAUGUCCGUGGCGUGCGGAGUUGAAUGCGUCGUCGUAUUAGGCUGCCUGCGCUGGGCAUGGAAGCGCUGCACCUACAUCGGCAACGACGACAGCGCAACCUGGCCCACCGCCACACCCGAAGAGUUCGAGAGGGUCCCACACAUCUGCCGCCUCAUCCUCGCCGUCUACGAGCCAGAUCUCCGUAACCCCCAAUACCCUCCCCCCGGCGGCUACAGGCUCAACCCCGAUUGGCUCGUCAAGCGCGUCACCUACGAAGAGACCCAAGGUCGUUCCCCUCCGUACAUCAUCUACGCCGACCACGACAACCGCGAGAUUGUCUUGGCCAUUCGCGGUCUGAACCUCGUGAAAGAGAGUGAUUACAAGCUUUUGCUUGAUAAUAGGAUCGGUAUGCAGAUGUUUGAUGGUGGGUAUGCUCACCAUGGGCUUCUGAAAUCUGCUACUUGGCUUCUGAACCAGGAAUCGGAGACCCUUAAGAAGCUGUGGCUGGAGAAUGGUUCGAAUUAUCGGAUGGUGUUCGCGGGUCAUUCUUUGGGUUCUGGGGUUGCUUCUUUGCUUACGGUUAUUGUGGCUAACCACAUUGAUAGAUUGGGUGGGGUUCCCAGGGAUAAGAUUCGCUGCUAUGCGAUUGCUCCGGCCAGGUGUAUGUCGCUUAAUUUGGCUGUUAAGUAUGCGGAUGUGAUACACUCUGUGAUUUUGCAGAUAUGGUUUGCUAUUAAAGAAGAAGAGUUAUCUGGGUCUGAACUAUUGUUUCGAAAAUCAGUGAACUUUCAAGUUUCCAGCCGCGAUGAUUUCUUGCCCAGGACAGCGACUCCAUUAGAAGAUAUAUUCAAGUCACUCUUCUGCUUGCCCUGCUUACUAUUCUUGAUUUGUUUGAGAGAUACCUUCAUACCGGAAGGUAGAAAGCUUAGAGAUCCACGAAGACUUUAUGCACCUGGAAGAAUGUAUCAUAUUGUGGAGCGAAGAUUUUGCAGAUGUGGGAGGUAUCCUCCAGAGGUCAGAACGGCCAUUCCUGUCGAUGGGAGAUUUGAACAUAUUGUCUUGUCAUGUAAUGCCACAUCUGAUCAUGGAAUUAUUUGGAUAGAAAGGGAAGCAGAGAAGGCUAUUAAAAUGAUGAAGGAAAGUAGUGGUGAGACUUUAACAACUCCGCCAAAAGUACAGAGACUUGAGAGGUUGCAGACCAUUGAAAAGGAACACAAAGAUGCAUUAGAAAGAGCUGUCAGCUUGAAUAUACCUCAUGCUGUAACUUCAACCGAAGAACAUGAGGAUGAGGAAGAAGCAGAGGUUCCUCGUAGUCAGAGUGCAGAUGCCCCAGAAGUUCAGUCAAAGUCUAAUAGCGGAAAGACAAACUGGGAUGAACUAGUUGAAACGCUCAUGAAGAAAAAGAAACUUGGAAAUCUGGCUACAGAUGCAAGUCCUUCCCAAUAACAAUAUCUUUCUUUUGUUUGAUUACUUUCUUUCAUGCGCUCCUAGUUGAGGUUAUUUUUUGGGCGAGUGUAUAAUCCUUUUCAAUACAAAUUCUUAAAAUAUGUUUAGAAUUUGUACAUUGUAUCAUGUCCUCCAAGAUAGCACACAACCCCGGCUUUGUUAAGCAGACGGGGGCAUUACCAAUGUAGGGUAUAUACGAAGUGGUUACCCAAUCAUUUGUUGAAGUUCUUGAUUCAUUUUUGAAUCUUGAUUUUCGCUUCUUGUUGUGUAUAUGUAAUUUGAAAGCUCAUGAUAACUGAAUAAUGGUAUAUUUUUCCUGUUGCAAUUUUCAACAUAAGUUCCAUA
Molecule: messenger RNA, 1983 nt
Organism: Ziziphus jujuba (common jujube)
Lineage: Eukaryota; Viridiplantae; Streptophyta; Magnoliopsida; Rosales; Rhamnaceae
Exons: 6
Coding region: 214-1638 (474 amino acids)
Biological process (GO): lipid catabolic process
Source: RefSeq, a predicted model, not a curated record